CUUCUCUCCCACAUCACUCUUCUCUCUCCCAUCGAUAUCCAGAGCUGCCGAUUCCGUCUCCUAAACCCAUCAUCUUCACGGUCAUUUCUUCCCAUUAAUCAAACAUGAGUCACGAUUCCUCCAAACCUCUUAACCUCAAAGAUUUAGUAGUUGAAGAUAGUGAAGUCCGGGACAUGAUAGUUGAAGAUAGUGAAGACCGAGUUGAUUUUGUGUCUGAGACAGAAGAAGCGGAAGAAGCUGACUACAAUUCAUACGUUGAUUCUUCACCGACGGUUGAUGUUGAAUCUCUCAAGCAGGAGUAUGGCUUCGUUCCUCCCAACCGUUUUAGCCCAGAAGUGAAUAAGCGGCUUGAUGAUUUCAUUGUCACGUACAUAUUACCUGGAUGGGAUAAAAAAUCCCCAAAGUAAAGCUGUUGUCUCAUUGAUGACACCUCUAUGCAAUGUCCCCCCUAGUUGAUGUCUUCUUUCCCGAAGAAGAUCGACAAUGCUCUCCCGCUCAACAUCUGUCAAAUUCUUUUUUGGAAUGGCUGUUGUUAGAACACUUAUUGUAGUCAUUUUGCCUUUAAUUUCUUGCAGGCAUGUUGUUGUAAGAUAAAUUUAUUAAUGUAUGAUCGUUGUUGUAGGAGACUUAAUGUCUCAGGAUUUAUUUAUAAG
Cuscuta europaea is the source of this 653-nucleotide messenger RNA. The record is from the annotation of a GenBank genome assembly. NCBI's taxonomy places the organism in Eukaryota, Viridiplantae, Streptophyta, Magnoliopsida, Solanales, Convolvulaceae.